Glycine soja is the source of this 1328-nucleotide messenger RNA. Its product is annotated as phytochrome A-associated F-box protein. The record is from RefSeq and is a predicted model, not a curated record. Gene Ontology annotation, molecular function: protein binding. Lineage: Eukaryota; Viridiplantae; Streptophyta; Magnoliopsida; Fabales; Fabaceae. The transcript has a single exon. Bases 93 to 1076 code for a protein of 327 amino acids.
CUGAUUCGUGUGGUGUGUGUUGCUUUGUCAGUAGUGCUGUGUCCGAUAAAUAAAUAAUAAUGGAGUUGUGAGAGAAAGAGAAAGAGAAGAAGAUGGAUAGUGAAAUUGAAAAGAAGAAGAACCUGUUUUCGGAACUAACCGACGACAUCGUUCUGAACAUCUUCUACAAACUCGAAGACGAUCCUCGCCACUGGGCUCGCUUAGCCUGUGUCUGCACCAAAUUCUCUUCCCUCGUUAGGGAUUUCUGUUGGAAGACCAAAUGCUCCCUCACCAUCCCCCAAGACCUCCUCUCCGCCGCCGCCUCCGACCCCCCUCUCUCCCUCCACAAACUCUCCUUCUGCUGCCCCGGCCUCCGCCACGCCGGCCUCCUGUUCGACACCUCCGAUUUCGGCCUCGAACGCGACCUCGGCCCCGGCAACUUCAACGUCAUCACCGAUGAUUCUCCUUCGAACACCACUCCACCACCACCACCACCACCACCACAACAACAACAACAACAACCUCCUCAAUCCGAUGAUUGUUCUUCCUCUUGUUGGUCCCUUUACGAUGACCUCUACUACGACACGCUCUACGUCCCAACCGAGUCCGAGUCGCCGCGAUUAACGGAAUCCGUUAGCGUAAGAGCGGGCGUGGAUGUGGCUUCGAUCAGCGCGUGCAGCAAGAAGCGCAAGCUCUCCCGCGCGUGGAGCUCACACCUGGCUUCGGGAAGCUGGACACUAAGCCGUGAACAAGGAAGCAAGCUCCUGGCGCGUAAGUUCCGGUACGAUUGCUUGUACGUGUGCGAGUGGCCAGGGUGCGUGCACAAGGAGGAGAAGCGCAAGUACUGCCUCUUCAGAGGGGUUUUCAAGAACUUCAGGCGGACUAUGGUUUGGAGGACUAUUCAGGAUGGGAAGAAGAGGAAGAUGGAUCUGCCUUGCGCCUUCUGCGCGUGUGAGUUCACGUGGGAUCUGCACUCUUCCUUUUGCUUGAGGCCUGGCUUCGGCUUCCAUGACGAUGGGGAGCCUAUGGUUAGGGCUUAUGUUUGUGAGAAUGGACAUGUCUCUGGUGCCUGGACCGAUCUUCCCAUCUACACUUGAACUCUCUACUGCAUUUUAUGCCUAAUUUAUGUCAUUUUCAUUUUCGCAAUCUUAGUUUCUCCUUUAAAUAACUCCUGAGAAGGCCGCUAUACGCUGUUUUCACAUUCCAUUCCAUUAUUUCAACUAUUACUUAAGAUUGGAAAUCUGCUUUGUGAAAUUCCGAUCGCAGUGUGAUUGCAGUGGAAAAGCCUUUUUAGGUUUUUCUUUUAUGAGAUUCAAAACCCACUCGCGUUUAGCAUUUUUUGUUGUUAA